This is a messenger RNA of Sesamum indicum (sesame), 1604 nucleotides long. RefSeq names its product WRKY DNA-binding protein 30 (gene WRKY30). The record is from RefSeq and is a predicted model, not a curated record. Gene Ontology annotation, cellular component: nucleus. NCBI's taxonomy places the organism in Eukaryota, Viridiplantae, Streptophyta, Magnoliopsida, Lamiales, Pedaliaceae. Gene Ontology annotation, molecular function: DNA-binding transcription factor activity; transcription cis-regulatory region binding. Gene Ontology annotation, biological process: regulation of DNA-templated transcription.
AUCCUCAACUCACACCUCAUUUCCUCAUCCACACUUGUUUUUCUUCAUCAACUUUUCACAUUUACAAAGAAUUAGUUUUCAUCAACUUAGAAAUAAUUGAUCCACAUCUCAUCCUCCUCUUCUCUAAUUAUAAUUUGCAUGAUUUCAGAAACUGCACAGCUAAACUAUACUCCACAGGGAGGCAACUUUGAGCUUCUUAGUUUAUUCUUCCAAUGCUCGAGGUCGUGCUCGUUGUUUCACAACAAUUUUAAUCCCGUUUGAGUCCCUUUUAUCCGGUUUGGAAAUGGAGGGUUCCCCGGCGGAUCUGGUGAAAGAGCUGAGUCGAGGGAGGGAACUGGCGGAGCAGCUGCAAAUCCAUCUCAAUAACGUGCACUCCUCUUCCCACGAAGCUCGGGACUUUUUGCUCCACAGAAUUCUCAAUUCGUACGACCAAGCACUCUCCAUGCUCAAGUUUAGCCGACCCGGUGGUUCCGAGGGGCCAGCGCUGACGGUGUCGGAUUCUCCCGGCAGUCCUCACAGUGAUGAUUCCGAUCAGGCUUCUAGGAAGAGAAAGGCAGCGGAAAAGUGGACGGAGAAAGUGAAAGUGUGGGAAGGAAUAGGAAUCGAGGGUCAACUGGAUGAUGGCUAUGGUUGGAGGAAGUACGGCCAGAAAGACAUCCUGGGAGCAAAACAUCCCAGAGGGUACUACAGAUGCACAAAUAGGCACAGCCAGGGCUGUAUGGCAACAAAACAGGUCCAAAGAUCCGAUGAUGACCCGACCAUUUUCGAAAUCACAUACAAAAGAAAGCACACGUGCAACCCACGUCCAAAUUCAAGUAAUACCAUCAACCCAUGCACAGCAUCCAUGCCCGACCCGAACCCACUUUCCCUAUCCGAGAACCCGCACCAAUUAGGAGCCCGGUCCGAACAAAACCAGCAACGUCAACCAGGUCCAGAACCACUCUUCAAGAUCCAAACAAGUCUUAGAGUUAUAACCCAUGAUUUAGGCACCGAGGAAAACCCACCGUUGGAUCCAUUUAACUUCCCUUCAUCAUCAACCAUUAACCCCGACAAUGUUAUAGGAAAUUAUUCGCCUAAUCUGUUGUCCCCUGCAGCAUCCGGGUCGGAUUAUUACCCGAUUUCGAUGAAUGUCACCAACGAUAAUUAUACAGAAUUAAUUCCCAAUUUCCACACGUCAGAGUCUGAACUCAGCCCAAUUGUUGCAGCUGUGACUUCUGCCACCAACUCCCCUACCGUUGGUGCAAACUUCCCAUUCGGGUCAUCAGAAUUCGACCCGAAUUUUAGCUUUGGGAAUCCGGGAUAUUAUCCUUAAAUAUUAAACUCUUUUUUUCUUUUAAAAGGAAAGGAAAAGAUAUUGAAUAAAGCUUAGACAAGCAGGUCGGUAUUUAGCAAGAAUUUUGUUCUCGUAAGACAUGAGUUGGAAAUUUAAUUUGUUUGUACAAUUUUGAUAUUUGCGUUAAUUAAGGUUAAUUAGUUUGGUUAGUUUCUUGCAGGUGAUAGUUAGUGGACUGUAAGAAAGAGUAGAAAUUAAGCUUUGUACCUCGUUGGCCAUGGAUUUACAACAUCUUAAUUCCUGUGUCGAAUAGUAAGAAUUUUGAAUUUCA